AUGCCGAUCACUAAGAAGCGCAAGGUCGCGCCGGCUCCUGUCGACGAGGCUGAAACCAACAUUCCAUCAAGCCCGGAACCAAGCCCCGAGGCACCUUCGGAUCAAGAAGAGGCUGCUGAAGAUAACGAUGCGGAGGUCGGCGAAAAUGAGGCUAGCCCCCCAAAGAGCUUCAAAGAGCUCGGUCUCAUUGAACCGGUAUUCCUGAUGGAGAAGCCCCAGCCGUUCUUUGGCCUCAUCCUUGCCCCGACUCGUGAACUCGCAUACCAAAUCUCGCUCGCAUGCGAGUCUCUCGGAUCUACCAUUAACGUUCGAUCUGUCACCCUCGUCGGUGGUAUGGAUAUGGUCCCACAGUCCAUUGCGCUUGGAAAGAAGCCUCACAUCAUUGUCGCGACACCUGGACGUCUUCUUGAUCACCUCGAGAACACGAAGGGUUUCAGUCUGCGCAAUUUGAAGUAUCUCGUCAUGGACGAAGCCGAUAGACUUCUGGACAUGGAUUUCGGUCCCAUCCUUGAUAAGAUUCUCAAAGUGCUUCCCCGCGAGCGCCGCACCUUCCUUUUCUCCGCAACACUGUCUUCCAAGGUCGAAUCCCUCCAGCGCGCAUCCCUUUCAAACCCCGCUCGUGUUUCGAUCUCGUCUAGCAAGUACCAAACGGUCUCUACAUUGAACCAGACAUUCUUGCUUCGGCCUUUCAAGCACAAGGAUAUUUACCUCGUUUACUUGCUGCACAAGUACAUGGGCCAGUCUGCAAUUAUUUUCAUGCGCACAGUACACGAAACCCAGCGUAUCGCCUUUUUGCUGCGAGGACUUGUUUGGCAGCGCAUCGAAACCGCCCUCGGCAAACAACUCCAGGAGCACGACGCUCCCAAGGAGGACGCCAUGGUGUUCGAAGCGAGUGUUCACGAGUCUCAGCGCGACGCCAUCCAGGCCAUGAAAGUUUACGACGAGAAGAAGGGAGCAAAGGGCAAGGGCAAGUUCAGCUUCAAGGGCAAGCGUGGUCGUGAUGCUAUGGAUCAGGAAGAAGGUUAA
This is a messenger RNA of Penicillium brevicompactum, 1026 nucleotides long. RefSeq names its product RNA-dependent ATPase RRP3 (gene rrp3). Gene Ontology annotation, molecular function: ATP binding; nucleic acid binding. The record is from RefSeq and is a predicted model, not a curated record. Lineage: Eukaryota; Fungi; Ascomycota; Eurotiomycetes; Eurotiales; Aspergillaceae. The transcript has 5 exons. Bases 1 to 1026 code for a protein of 341 amino acids.